AUGAUUGAUUCGGGCGUAGAUCAGCGAUGUCCCGGCUCAGGCGAUGAGUCAUCUAAUUUGCGUCUUGCCUCUCCGCCACGGUCUUCCCCUCCGCCUUCCACCCUCUUUCCUCUCCUGGUGGUUCUUUGUAUGACAACUGAGGCAUCUGCCGCCUUCGUGUGGCAACCACCGCUGGUGAGAUCUUCCGGCGUUUCAAGACGAUUGGAAGUGUACCCAAGGACAAGCAGCCUGUCAGCGCUCCCUGUGUCACUGAGCAAUCUUCACAUCCAGCGCGGUGCACUGGAGGCGUCGAGCAAGGUAUAACUGAUGGGUUUGAAUACCAACGGGCCUAUGCAUUGCCUCUUCAGGCGGUACUCGAGUUGCUCGCUCUCAUCGGCAUUGGCGCAGCCAAGAGGGAUGAUCUGGACCAAGCGGCCCGAUCCGUCCUCUCCAAGCUCGUUCGCAAUGUCAAUAAUUGAGUCUGGCACUAAUUCACGAAAAGGAGGCCAGGGAAUCUGUUGUCGCAAUGCAAUGUAUUCCAGGUGUUCCAGCCUGCCUUCCUGUGCACGUCCAUCGCGGCCACCCUCGCGUCCCCUGCGGCGAGAGUCCGAGACCUCCUCCCACUCCCGUUCUUCUGCGCCUCGCAGAUAAUUCUGGUAGGUCUGUCCAAACACAGACAUACAUACAUGUGCAUGCAUUGGUGCGGUCAGGGCUCAUUCGUGGGCGAAGCUCUCCUGCGCAUACUGAGGAUAUCUCCGAAGGUUGGCGCGUCUGGUCAGUGUUUGCAUGGACAUUCAGCUGUUCUGUCCCAUGCAAAUGCUCAGUCUCAAAGUGGCCGUCGCUUGAAGAUGCUGUGCUCGUUCUCCAAUGCUGGACGUGAGAUGAAACAUGAGCAGGCACAGAACACUAACAUCGCUGUGCCUUUUCUGUUCGUCUGUUGGCGUCCCAUGUACUCUGUGUAAAGCGCUCCCAAUACUGUUCACGUGAGGCGAGCACGGUAGCUACAGGACACCAACACCGCUGCACUUUUUCUGUUUUGGCAUCGACAGGAAUGCGCUGUUCCGUGACCACCCCGAUCCCAGUGUCAUGGCGAAGGUCAACAGCUAUAUCGCGUUCUACCUGACUGUACAGGCGCCCAUGAUGUGGUCGUACGGCUACUCCAUCCUCGCAGGAAUGCCCACUCGACCUGUCAAGCACCAUGUAUGGAGCGCUACACUGGGCACGGUGCAUGACACUUCACAUGUCACUAUGCUGGUUGGUUUGGUCUGCAGGUUGACGAAGAUGACCCGCAAUGGGCAGACGCAUUUGCCGAUUGGGGCAUGUCACCAUCUCUAGAACAGGUUCCUCCCCCUCCCCGUCCUGCGCCGCCACCCUUUCCCCGAUCCCUCUUUCUACAAGUGCGACGGACGGUCAAGCAGCUUUGGCUUCACCCUUUUCGGCCCCGGCUCCUCUCCCCAGCUGUCAUAUCGUGCCUUGCGGGCAUUGUCAUUGGCACCUCGCCCCUGCUGCGACAGAUGCUAGUGGCUCCAGGCGCGCCCCUGACGUUCAUAUGGGGCGCCCUUCAGAUCCUUGGCCAGGUCAGCCGCUCUGUCUUCUCUCUGUAUCUGUCGCUCUAUGUUUCUCACUGAGUCUCUCUGUGUUUCUCACUGUUUCUCACCUGGCCAGGGGUUCAGGUGAGACGCUCUCUCACUGAUUCCACGCACACCUGUAUCCGCUUUCACUGAUGGCGCCGUAUGUUGUUCAGACCCGCAGCGGCCCUUGUGCUGGCAGGAAGCUUCGUCACGCGUAUGAGGGGAGAAGGGGAGAAGAAAUGCCCGACAUGCAUUGGCGCACUCCCGACCUCUCUGUGUGCCCUUACCCCCUUUGUCGCAGCGAGUGGAGGAGAGUCUGACACUGUCAUUUCACUGAGAAACUUCAGGAGGGUGCUUCCCGUUGCCUUUGCCCGGUUCGUCUGUGCUCCCACUAUAGCAUUUACCUUACUCACGAUCGGAAGGUGGGAUUGACAUGGCCAUCUUUCCAGUCAAUUGCAGUGUCUUGACCUGUGUGUGUCCCCAGGCGGUUGGGUCUGAUAAUGAACGACCCAUUCUUGUGGUUCGUGUUGCUGAUGCAGGGGUGCAUGCCCGCCGCGCAGCAGUCCGUCGUGAUAUUGCAGCUCGAGAAUCAGCCGCAGGCUGCGACGGUCAUGGCUAAGACUCUUACUCUGCUGUAUUCUUUGGGUGUGAUUCCCGUAGCCCUCCUUAUUAGCUUGGUGCGUGGAUACACGGGUGUUUGA
This is a messenger RNA of Vitrella brassicaformis, 2251 nucleotides long. The record is from the annotation of a GenBank genome assembly. NCBI's taxonomy places the organism in Eukaryota, Vitrellaceae.